Daphnia carinata is the source of this 1236-nucleotide messenger RNA. RefSeq lists its product as uncharacterized. The record is from RefSeq and is a predicted model, not a curated record. Gene Ontology annotation, molecular function: structural constituent of chitin-based larval cuticle. The coding region runs from base 160 to 1017 and encodes 285 amino acids. The transcript has 5 exons. Gene Ontology annotation, cellular component: chitin-based extracellular matrix. Lineage: Eukaryota; Metazoa; Arthropoda; Branchiopoda; Diplostraca; Daphniidae.
UAAACCGAGGCAGUCUUUCUUGGACCUACUUUCAUUGCGCACUCAUCAUUUCUCAUCUCUGCUUCCUUCCACGUUUAGGGCCAGAUAAGAAACAAAAAAAAACAAAAAACAGAGGGGUAAUUUCUGCAAGCAAAGAGUUUCGCUCGAUUUGACAGCAACAUGCAAUUCAGCAUCGUGGUAGUGACCGUGAUUCUCCUCGGCCACGCGUGUCGGGGCCAACGACAACUGGAUGUGAUAGAACCGGAGCAGCAAGCGCAAGAGCGCAAGCCGCACGUGGCCAUCCUGAAGCAAAUCAACCAAAUCAACAAAGACGGCUCGUACACCUACGGUUUCGAGGCGUCCGAUGGCAGCUUCCGAGUGGAAACGCGGGACGUGAACGGCCAUGUAAAAGGAAGAUACGGGUACAUUGAUGAGUUUGGAGAAGUCAAGGCCGUGGCGUACGAAUCAGGUAAGACACAGGGUUUCGCUCCAAGAGGCCAGCAUUUGCCUGCGCUUCCACGGCCAUCGAAGAGCGGAGGAAACAUCGGCGAGGACGACGAGUUCGGUACGGACGAAGAUUGGAACAGUGUCGAUGCCGAUCAAGACGGAAUUCCGGAUAAACCCCGGCCGAAGGAAGAGAGGCCUGUCGUUACAACUAAACCCCCUCGUACGACCCCGCGGCCAACUCGUCCAGCAGCUGUUUUCACUGCCGCUGAAGAUGUGGCACAACCGGCUCGUCCAGUACCUCGGCCAGCUUUGAUUCCCGUUGAGGACAUGCCUCAAUCAUUCCGUCCCUUCCAGCCGUUCCAGCAGCCGAGGCUGCAAUUUCAGCCCCAACAGUUUCAAUUGCAGCCGCAGCAAUUUCGUUUCCGUGCUGCGCCAGAAGAUCCGCAGCAAUUUCGCCGCGAACAACAGCACCAAGAGCAAAGGUUUAGUGAGCCCAUUUUUCCAUCCCAAUUCCGUUCAAUACCAGCCGGAUUUCCUCAGCAGCGCAGCUUCGAUUCCGUUCCUUUCUCGUUCCAGCAGCCGAGAGAAUAGGGUCUCAAAAUAUAAUCGAAUUCCAGAGGAUAUAUAUCGUAAGUAACACCACUCCAUGAUCUUUUGUCCACCUUUUAUCUCGCCGCUGUCCGUGUCUCCUACAUUGCACCUCAGUCCAUGGCCAGUAUGGUUUAGUUUAUGUAUCAGUAUUAUGCGGUAUAUCAUGCAAUCGUUCAUCGUUUCCAUAGACGUUUAUCAAAUAUACAUUAUCCUUCGAAA